This is a messenger RNA of Sodiomyces alkalinus F11, 1476 nucleotides long. RefSeq names its product oligosaccharyltransferase alpha subunit. NCBI's taxonomy places the organism in Eukaryota, Fungi, Ascomycota, Sordariomycetes, Glomerellales, Plectosphaerellaceae. The coding region runs from base 1 to 1476 and encodes 491 amino acids. Gene Ontology annotation, cellular component: oligosaccharyltransferase complex; membrane. The record is from RefSeq and is a predicted model, not a curated record. The transcript is spliced from 3 exons.
AUGAGAGCCUUCACCCUCGCCGCCGGGCUCCUCAGCCUGGCGUCUACGGCCUUUGCAAGCUCCGACUCGACAUCCAAGGUCGCCGCCCCAGCGACAUUCCAGCCUCCCCAGGUGUUUAAGAACGCCAAUCUCGUCCACAUAAUCUCCCUCGAGAAGAAUUACGCCAAGGAACAAAUAAACGUGGUCAUCGAGAACAUCGACAAGGAGCCGCAAGAUGAAUACUACCUGCCGUUUACCGCCGAUCAGAUGUCGCGGGUCGGUGGUCUCGAGGUCAAGGACAGGAAAGAUGACGCGGCCGGUCCCUUUGUUGUAGAAGCUGUCGCCAUUGACCAGGAGAGCGACAUCCAAUACUACCGGAUCCGUUUGCCGGUUCCCUUGAAGGCGGGCGGCCAGCAGACGCUUGGAAUCUCCUACUACUACCUGAAAGCAUACACCCCGCUCCCGGCUUCGAUCGCGCAGGACGAGAGGCAGUUCCUCGUGUACGACUUUUCCGCCUACUGCCCGUCCGCCUACACGACGACCAAGCAGAAGACGGAGAUCAAGGUCCCCUCCACCAACGUGCCCAGCUACACCAAAAUCCCCGGCACCGGCGAAGAAGCCAGCGAGUCCCCGCAGGUCCAGGGCACCAAGCUGACCUACGGGCCCUUCGGCUCGCAGCCCGCGGGGGCGGUCCUCCCCGCCACCAUCCGCUUCGAGUUCAGCAAGCCGGUGAGCCACGUGGCGACGCUGGAGCGCGACGUCGAGGUCAGCCACUGGGGCGGCAACGUGGCGUUUGAGGAGCGCUACACGCUGUACCACCGCGGGGCGAACCUGUCGGCGCCGUUCAGCCGGCUGGGGUGGGCGCAGCAGCAGCACAUGGGCGGGACGCCGACGUCGGCGCUCAAGGAGCUGCGGUUCCCGCUCCGGGUGGGCAGCGUGUCCCCGUACUACACCGACACGAUCGGCAAUGUGUCGACGUCUAAGUUCCGGAGCAAUAAGCGCGAGGUCGUGUUGGAGACGAAGCCGCGGUACCCCGUCUUCGGCGGGUGGAAGUACCCUUUCACCAUUGGGUGGAACUCGGAUGCGAAGAAUUUCGUCCGCGCCACCGUGGAUGGGUCUUAUGUCCUGAGUGUCCCGUUCAUGGAGGGCCCUAAGCAGCCUGAGGGCGUGGAGUACGAGCAGGUUACUUUGCGAAUCGUGCUUCCUGAAGGCGCAGAGAACGUCAAGUUUUACACCAACGUCCCCUCGUCUUCCAUCACCGAGGCCUCUAUCGACAUCACCAGGACAUAUCUCGACACUGUCGGCCGCACAUCUGUCACCAUAAAGGCGCAGAACUUGGUGGACGAGUUCCGGGACCGGGAGGUGUACGUCUCGUACGAUUACUCUACCAUCUCGGCACUGCGGAAGCCCGUCGUCAUCUUCAGUAGCGUGUUGCUCCUCUUCGUGGCGGGCUGGGCCGUCGGCGGCCUGAACAUUGGGUUUUCCACUCCAAAAUAA